Guillardia theta CCMP2712 is the source of this 685-nucleotide messenger RNA. RefSeq lists its product as hypothetical. The transcript is spliced from 6 exons. The record is from RefSeq and is a predicted model, not a curated record. The coding region runs from base 151 to 579 and encodes 142 amino acids. Lineage: Eukaryota; Cryptophyceae; Pyrenomonadales; Geminigeraceae.
UCGGACUUGGCGUCGGGAGUGUAUGAAGGAGGCUUCAAGGUCUGGGAGGGAUCGUUGGACCUGAUAGAAUACCUGGUGCAAGAGAAGCUCCCUGUCAAAGGGAAGAGAGUGAUCGAGCUCGGUUGUGGGCAUGGACUCCCUGGCAUUCAGAUGCUCUGCGAUGGAGCAGAUGUAGACUUUCAAGAUUAUAACGAGGAGGUCUUGAAAGAGGUGUGCUGCCUGAAUGUCCUCGUCAACUGCCCCAACACUCCGAGCGCUGUUCGGUACUUCUCUGGAGAUUGGGGGUCUUUGGCGGCAUGCACUGGGAAGGUGUAUGAUGUUAUUCUAACUGCCGAGACCAUCUACGACGACAAGAGCUCUGGGCGACUCAUAGCAUGCAUCGACGACAUCCUGAAACCCGACGGCGUUGCUUACAUAGCAGCAAAGAGCUAUUACUUCGGGGUCGGAGGAAGCACCAGACAGUUCGAGGCGCAGGUUGCGAAGUUGCUUCCAAGAAGAAAGCUGGAGCAAGUUGCUCUCAUACAGGAUGGAUCCUCCAAUGUGAGAGAGAUUCUACGUCUCUCGCCCGAGGUCGCGUGAAGACUUUCAGUGACUUUAACCAUCAUCAUCGUUGAGAUUAAAACGCGAGCGUUCAAGUAUUUGCUUACAAAUGACAGGAAUUUCAAUUAAAAGACAACAAGGCUUC